AUGUUACUUUCAAGUCUUCUAGCAAGAAUACUUGUUCUUGUUUCUGUUGUCUAUGCUACUAGAGAUGUUGUUAUUACUGGAUCAAAAGUCGAUAAGGGCCCCAUUAAUUUGUCCAUUGGUGAUAUAACCAUCGAAGAAAAUUCUUAUUGGUCUAUCUUUGAUAACUCUGUGUCUGCUUUGAAGGGUUCACUCUGGGUAAAAAAGGGCGCCGGUUUCUAUAUUACAGGUACAGACAGGUUAAUAAACUUAUCCGUUACACUUGCAUUUGGUCAAAAUUCCAUAAAGAACGAAGGUACUGUUGUGUUCAACUCCAUCUUCUGCAAACUUGCAACCAAAUAUGAGCUUAUUGGUUCUUCUUUCUAUAACUCAGGUGAAAUGUUCUUGGCCACCAAUGGAGCACUUGGAAGUUUAACUGCAAUCACGUCGAGUUCUUGGACAAACUCAGGUUUGUUGGUCUUUUACCAAAACUCAAGAACUAGUGCAAUUGUUUCGCUUGGUAAACCACUAGGAACGAUUCGUAACGAUGGUCAAAUCUGUUUGCAUAACGAAUUGUUCAAGCAAGAAACGAACAUUGUUGGUAGUGGUUGUAUCACUGCUGAUAAGAAUUCUUCUAUUUUCUUAUCGAAUUGUUUAUUGGAGAUCGAUCCAAAGCAAUCAUUCUACCUUGCUGAUUCCCAAUCCUCCAUUAGAGCAAAAGCAAUUUCUAAGUCAAAGACCUAUACCGUGUAUGGGUUUGGUAAUGGAAACAAGAUUGGUUUGGAUCUUCCUCUUAUUUCGCUUCCAAUUCUUGGUAGUUGGGGUUAUGAUGAGAAGAGAGGUAUUUUGACUCUUAGAGCACUUGGAAACCUUGCACACAAUUUCAUAAUCGGUACUGGAUACGAUAAAAAGAAGUUUCAAAUUACUACUGAUUCCAGUCUUGGUUUGUUGAGUGUAUUUAACGGCGCUUUGAAAUAUAAUGGCCCAGUUCCAAACCUGAGUAUCCCAUCUGCAUGUAGACCAUGCAAGCCAGUACCUUCUGUUCCAGAUGGUCCUCAUACAACAUCCCAGACUACUGCCAAGACACCAUGUACAACAUCGACAAAGAAGCACUCUACCAGAUCUUCUAAAUCGUGUAAUAGUCAGAUCACAGUUACAAGCACAUGGACUGAAAUCACCACAACUACAGUUACUAUCAUUUCAAGUUCUGUAGAAGCAUCGUGUGUUCCAUCUUACAUUACAGUAACAGUCACAACUACUGCAGAGCCAAUUGACACAGUCACCGUUACUAGUUGUCCAACUAUGAAACCACCACAUUCGACAGAUACCAUUUAUACAGUGACAUCAGUUUAUAUUACCGAAACAACUACCACCACAGCACGUACAACACUCCCAACUGUUACAGUUACAGAAACGAAGACUAAAGGGUACUUUAGGUUCUUCUAG
Molecule: messenger RNA, 1422 nt
Organism: Scheffersomyces stipitis CBS 6054
Lineage: Eukaryota; Fungi; Ascomycota; Pichiomycetes; Serinales; Debaryomycetaceae
Gene: HYR2.1
Product: hyphally regulated cell wall protein
Exons: 2
Coding region: 1-1422 (473 amino acids)
Source: RefSeq, a predicted model, not a curated record